UAUGGUACUACACGAGAUAUUUGACAGGUUGGCAGAAAUUGUUUCCAUAUUUUAACGUCAUAUAAUACAGGUCUGAGGUGUUGUGCAUGUCUAAACAGAUAGCUGCUGGCAUACUGGUGUUGCUGGUUAGUUGUGUGUUGAUGCGGACGUAUCUGUGGGCAGGCGCACGAAGACUCUACGGUGUCAUGGCGGAAACUACGGCGUACACCUCCGGCACGCACUCCGCGUGCUUCGUCACCGUGCCUGACGAAGACGUCGGCAAGAAAAUCGCAAAGGGUCUAGUGGAAAACAAGCUGGCAGCCUGUGUUAACAUCAUACCCAAGAUCAUCUCUGUUUAUGAAUGGGAGGGGAAGAUUGAAGAGGAUGGAGAACUUCUACUGAUGAUCAAGACAAGGACAAGUAAGGUUGCAGCACUGACAGAAUUUGUCAGAAAGAACCACCCAUAUGAUGUUCCUGAAGUCAUCAGCACCAAGCUAGACCAAGGAAACCCUGCUUACAUGAAGUGGUUGGGUGAAACUGUGCCAGACAACUAAAGCACCAGUUUAUUGUUUAAAAUAUUGCUUACUUUCUGGUACAGAUUUUUCUUAACAUACAUGCUUACCGAAUACCGUUCCCCUGUGUGCCCCUGUCCUAAACUGUUUAAAUGUUUACUUUGUAUGCCAGCUUUUUAAUAUCUGGUGUGGUGCCCAAGCAGUUUUCUAGAAGGCUUAAGGCAUAAAGAAAGACAACUGUCAGAGAGGACUUGUCUUGCAAUGGUGACCAUGGUCUCUAGCCCUGGUGUUAUCUGGCAUUACCAAUAAGUAUUUAAAAUUGUGCAUGGUUGCAUUUCCAAAUUUGAAUUGAGCUAAGAAAACUGACAGAAAUAAA
Molecule: messenger RNA, 867 nt
Organism: Branchiostoma belcheri (Belcher's lancelet)
Lineage: Eukaryota; Metazoa; Chordata; Leptocardii; Amphioxiformes; Branchiostomatidae
Product: protein CutA homolog
Exons: 7
Coding region: 87-533 (148 amino acids)
Biological process (GO): response to metal ion
Molecular function (GO): copper ion binding
Source: RefSeq, a predicted model, not a curated record